This is a messenger RNA of Cetraspora pellucida, 870 nucleotides long. The record is from the annotation of a GenBank genome assembly. Lineage: Eukaryota; Fungi; Glomeromycota; Glomeromycetes; Diversisporales; Gigasporaceae.
AUGGCAGAAACAACAUCUUUGUUAACAUCUACUUUGCAAGAUCGUGAUCCUGUAAUAAUAGUAACCAUUCCGGAAGAUAAAGCUGAUAUUUCACUGAUAAAUAAUAAACCACUAAAAGCUAUAAUACAAUUGAUCGUAUUGUUUAUUAUUUCAGCUGUGCUCGUCUGUUUAAUCUUAAGAGUAUAUUUGCCUCCGUUAGAUGAAAAGCAAAGGCAACAUUUACAUUUGCCAAGAGGAAUUGAAGAUUUACGAACAUUAAAUAAAAUACUCAAUGAAUAUAUGGAUCGAUAUCACUACCAAAUAAUAUUAUCAUAUUCCGUCGUUUAUAUAUUCAUACAGACAUUUUCGAUACCAGGUAGCAUGUGGCUAUCUAUAUUGGGUGGCACAUUAUUUAGUAUGCCUAUAGCACUGCUGCUUGUUUGUUUGUGCACAGGAAUAGGCUCAUCAAAUUGUUACUUGCUUUCUAAAGCUUAUGGUAAAUCCUUUGUAAAAUCUCGAUUCAGGUCAAAACUUGACUCUUGGUCCCGUCAACUUGAUAAACACUCCCAUAAUCUAUUAAACUAUAUGUUAAUUGUUCGUAUCUCACCCCUUCCUCCACAUUGGUUUAUAAAUAUUGCGGCUCCACAUGUCGGAGUUCCGUUAAUCCCUUUUUUCGUAGGUACUUUUUUUGGUGUUUUGGGCUAUACAUUUAUUUAUGUACAGGCUGGUAUGACCAUAAGCGAUUUGACGAGCGAUCAAGAAUUUACGAUUUUUAGUUGGAAAAAUGUUGGUGCUUUGGCAUUAGUUGCCGUGGCUGUUAUGAUUCCUGUGUGGGUUAGGAAGAGAGCAGGUGUAGAUCGUAAGGAUUACCAGGAAAUUGAUCAUGAAUAA